CAGUGCGUGAUAAGCUUCAAUUGCGAACAUUUAGUUUUGUUGUAAUAAUAUUAUUUUCCCAUGACGGAAUUAGGUUUCCACUGCCAAAAUAAGUGCAAAUACCCUAUAAACCAAAUAAUAUAUUACUUUUUUACCCGACGUUAGCUAAGCCAUAAAAUUCAGUUUUGGUGUUAUCUUGAGCGCCACUAUUCAAACUAAGCCAUGUUUUUGUGUGUACCAUAAAUAAGAUAGUGAGCACCACAAGUCAUUGCGAUCUUGAGUCGUUGCUUCAGAAAUGAGUUAAAACAGUGUAGCAAGUGGGGGCCAGCUGAAGAGUGAGCUGGGACCGGACGACGAUGAACAAUCUUGUGCAGGAUAUACAGAACAGAUAUUCUUUUCUGGGUAAUCUGUUCAGUCACGUAUGGAAAUGCAUUAUUCGAUCUAAUUUGAAGCUCAAACUACAAUUGCGUAGCAUUCAAUGGAAGAAUGCAAAAGCCAAGCCAGGGUGUGCCUACCAGCCCACAGAGAUCGAGCAGGUGGCAAAUGUCAUAACUCAUGGUAUUUGGAUAGUGCCCGCCGUGUUUGCGGUCAUUAAGCUCUUUGAACGCUCCAACAGCUCUAGCCAGUAUCUGGUGUCUUGGGUGUAUGGCACUGCCUUAUGUAUGGUGUUCACCGUGUCUACAUUCUUCCACUGUUCCUGUUACUGUGCCGAACAGAAGCCGCCCAAAAACUACAAUGGUUGGUCCGCACUCGGCCGGCAUACGUAUCAGAGUUUGAAGAACGUUUUGCAUCGCUGCGAUCGUGCCAUGAUCUAUGUGUUUAUAGCUGGUUCAUACUUUCCCUGGCUAACGUUGGAGAAUACGGACCAUUCGGCGAUACUCUUUUGUAUGGAAUGGAUUAUUUGGCUAAUGGCAGCCAUUGGCAUUGCUUAUCAGCAGCUUUUCCAUGAACGCUACAAAUGCCUGGAGACAUUCUUUUAUAUUCUAAUGGGACUGGGUCCAGCGCUGGUUGUAAUGUUAACGGGCCAUCAUUUUAAUGGAAUGUUGCACCUAAAAUUUGGUGGAGCCUUCUACAUACUGGGCAUUGUAUUUUUCAAGUCGGAUGGCCUUAUUCCUAUGGCGCACGCCAUUUGGCAUCUUUUUGUGGUGCUCGCCGCCGGUUGUCAUUACUAUGCAAUUUUGGUGAACCUGUAUCCGAAUGACGCCAAUAGUCUAACGAACCAGUAGCUAAAUAACGCCUUAGUCUUUAUGGAGCGCAUGGCUAUAAAAGUAGAAUCUUAUGUACUUAAUAGAAACUCGAUCCCAACCUUAUGACCCACAAAAGUUCCAUUUUAAUUCGAAAUGAUUUAAUUGAUUGUGUCUCGAGUCAGCCGGAAUGCAUUCCCUCCUACGUACCACCCAUAUAACUCACUGCUCCAAUAUUAGCCAAAUUUUUUUUAAAUUUAUAUAGAAUUUAUUUUAUUAAAUUGAUUUGUAUGUGUUAAUUGAGUUUAUGAAACGGAUUUAUAUACCAUAAUAAUAGUUGUAGUAAACUAGUAUAUUAGAAAAUUCGAUAGAAAAGCUAACGGAUUGCUAAGAUAUAUAAACAAAACCUUUCUUGUGAUCAAUAUCUGCGGGCUUGCCAAAGAAUUAAAUGGUAAACAAUUAUUCUCAA
This is a messenger RNA of Drosophila grimshawi, 1632 nucleotides long. Its product is annotated as monocyte to macrophage differentiation factor. The transcript has 5 exons. Lineage: Eukaryota; Metazoa; Arthropoda; Insecta; Diptera; Drosophilidae. Gene Ontology annotation, molecular function: pore-forming activity. The record is from RefSeq and is a predicted model, not a curated record. The coding region runs from base 336 to 1205 and encodes 289 amino acids. Gene Ontology annotation, cellular component: membrane.